UGUCCGGGAGAAAACUUCGGACAAAUCGGUCCAAUUCGACCGGAACACAGCAGGAGGGUUACAAUUAUACACCAAAGUUAUACCAAAUCGAAGGAGAACGGUUGAACGGACUGAAAAAUAAGAACAACCUUACAUUAUGAUACAGAAGGGAGGGGAAAUGUAGCUAUAACAUUUGAAUCUACACCCCGGGGAGCGAUGCAGGCUGUGGAGAUUUCCGGUGUACAUUAUUAGUGGAUGGCGUUCCGCUCUCAUCUCGCCACCGUCCUCCGCCAGCCGAAAUAAUUAUCGGAAGGUCGACUCCUGUCCUGGCACCAGAGGAAGAUGACUGAGAGCCAUAGCGAAAUGGUUUCUGCCCUUUUACUAGUGGACGACCAGAGGUGUAUCACCUAUUGAUAAGAGCCAGUAGAAAACACACCUGUUGGACAUCACCAGCCCGACCAAAACCUGCCCCCAUAGCCGGGCCUUAUUGGAUACCCCUGGGCCUCCCCUUCACACAGUCAAAACUGAAUCAAUACGCGCGAAGCAGCAGGAUGACUGAGGCGUGGCAGCAGCACGCAGUGGCCCCCCCACCCACCGUGGUGCACAACCUCCCCCCGGGCUCCGACAGCGCCCUGGGCUGUGCCGUGUACGGGAUCGUCCUCCAGCCGGAUGUGGCAUCCCUCCAGCAGCAGCCCCAGCACGGCCAGCAGCACGCCGUACCCGCCCAGCAGCCUUCCCUACAGGUAGGAGGCGAGGGAGGGCACAAGUGCGGCGCCUGCGGCCAUGACAUAUCCCACCUAGCUAAUCCACAUGAGCACCAGUGUAUGGGGACCGGGGAUCGGUCGUUCCAGUGUACCCAGUGUAUGAAGAUCUUCUGCCAGGCCACUGAUCUGUUGGAGCAUCAGUGUGUACAGGUGGAGCAGAAGCCGUUUGUGUGUGGCGUGUGUAAGAUGGGUUUCUCUUUGCUCACCUCGCUGGCACAGCACCACAACGCCCACAACAACGGCAACAACCCCAUGAAGUGUUCCAUCUGUGAGAAGACCUACCGCCCAGGUUCUGGCAACAACACCCCCACCUCCUCCGCCGCCAACCCGUCCACCGGCGAGGCCUCCAGUGGCGGUGCAGCGUGCGGAGCGUCAGCCCCUACGGCGUUUGAGGCUUCGGGACCGGACAGGCCCUACAAGUGCUCGGUGUGCCACAAGGGCUUUCGGCAUCUGUCUGAGCUGUCGCGACACGAGCGGGUGCACACGGGAGAAAAGCCUUACAAGUGUGACACCUGUGACAAGAGCUUCAGCCAGUCGUCUCACCUGGCCCACCACCAGCGCACCCACAGCUCAGAGCGGCCCUACAAGUGUGCCGUCUGCGAAAAGUGCUUCAAGCACCGCUCACACCUCGUGCGCCACAUGUACGCCCACUCCGGCGAGCACCUGUUCAAGUGCAAUUUGUGCGAGAUGCACUUCAAGGAGUCGUCGGAGCUGCUGCACCACCAGUGCCAGCCCACAGUGACGUUGGACAGGCCGUUCCGCUGCGGCUCGUGUGGGAAGGGCUUCAAGCGGCCUUCGGAUCUGCGGCAGCACGAACGCACGCACUCCGAGGAACGCCCGUUCCAGUGCGAGGAGUGCCAGAUGAGCUUCAAGCAGCAGUACGCCCUCGUUCGUCACCGCCGCACUCACAAGAACCCGGCCGACCGGCCUUUUAAGUGUAACCUAUGCGACAAGGGUUUCCUGCAGCCCUCCCACCUGCUGUACCACCAGCACGUCCAUGGCAUGGAGAGCCUGUUCAAGUGUGCUUCCUGCCAGAAAGGCUUCAGCCAAUCCGGUGAACUGCUCCGGCACAAAUGCACCGGCUCCGGGUCGGCGUCUGGCUCCGUGACCGCGGCCACGCCGGCGGUGGAGAAGCCCUACAAGUGUGACGUGUGUGGCAAAGGCUACAAGAAGAAGUCGACGCUCCAGCGCCACCAGAACUCCAGCUGUCAGGAGAAGCCGCUGAAGUGCUCCCUGUGCAACCGACGCUUCCUGUCGCCGUCUGAGUUCGUGACGCACCGCUGCGACCCGUCACGGGAGAAGCCCCUGAAGUGCCCCGACUGCGAGAAGCGCUUCAAGUAUUCCUCGGAGCUGCAGCGGCAUCGCCGCGUUCACACCGGAGAGAAGCCUUACAAGUGCUCCAGCUGCGACAAGAGCUUCAAACAGCGGGAGCACCUGGUGAAGCACCAGGCGGUGCACUCGCGGGAAGCCCAGUUUAAGUGCGUGUGGUGCGGGGAGCGUUUUGUGAACCUGGGAGCCCUCCAGGAGCACACGGUCCAGCACACUGCAGAAGGAGGCGGUUAUCCCACGGCACCGUGUAUCCAGUGAGCAGGUCUGCUGCUGUUUGAGUGCCUGUACAGUGUGAAAACACGCGGUGACAUGGAACGUUGCUCGCCAGGCAUGCAGCAACACUCUUCCUGACACCUUGUUUGUAUAUAACCACACAUUCAUUAUUUACAUUUAGUUACACACCCGCCCCCCCCUCCCUCCCCCACUCCUUUUGCAUAAACAAUGGUAAAACUCUGCUUAAUCCUAACCAUGAAGUUAUUAUUGACACCUUCUUCCUCACACCAAGGUAAUCGUGCCCAUGUUCUGCCCUUCAUUAGUGACUUCCAACUACCCAUGACCCAGAUCAACUGAAAACAGUACAUCAACUACCCAUGACCCAGAAUAACUACCCAUGACCCAGAUCAACUGAAAACAGUACAUCAACUACCCAUGACCCAGAUCAACUGAAAACAGUACAUCAACUACCCAUGAUCCAGAUCAACUACCCAUGACUCUGAUCAACUGUGGUCACCUUGUUGGAUGCAGGAAAAAUGCAACUUGAAAAGGAAUCUUUCAAUCUGAAAAGGCCUUGGAAAUGUAUUCAUGCGUUGUAACAUCAAAUACUUAGGAGUUGCUUUUUAAAACAAUUAUGGAACUUAUUCUCUGACUCCUUUAUGGUCAUAUAAUUUCUUUGCUGUGGUUUUGGGUUCAAGUUUUGGCCACACUACGUGUUGAACUCCCCCCUUAACCCUCUGGUUGGCUGUUAGUAAUGCCCAAUAAACCCCACCCCUCAUAGACUUAAAUAUACGUUUCUGCAUGAGUAUAUUUAAGCAAUAUGGCCCCGAGGGGUUGUGGGUUAUGGCCAAUAUACCACGGCUAAGGGCUGUUCUUAUGCACGAUGCAAUGCGGAGAGCCCUUAGCUGUGGUAUAUUGGCCAUAUACCCACAACCUCCUUGAGGUGCCUUUAUAAACUGGUUAUCAAUGUAAUUAGAGCAGUUCAAAUACAUGUUUUGUUAUACCUGUAGUAUACCACGGCUGUCAGCCAAUCAGCAUUCAGGGCUCGAACCACCCAGUUUAUAAUUGUGAAAUAUGUUUAUAUUUAGCAUCACUGUUGUACUGUAGUAGCUUAGGUUUGCUUAACAAAAAGAAGAAGGAAAAAAAUGUGACAAGUUAUAUCUUGUGUCCUCUUUGGAAAUCUGUGGUAGAUAAACUGUCUCAUCUCUGUACUAUAAUGAAUAGCAACUACUGUAGUAUGUGUCAAUGGGAAUAUUUCCCCGCAUUCUGGACUACUUUGGCUCCCUAUGUCAUAGAAAUAAACACAUACCAUAUCUCUCCGUCAACGUGGGGCUGCCGAGUGGCACUGCAUCUCAGUGCUAGAGGUGUCCCUACAGACCCUGGUCCGAUUCCAGGCUGUAUCACAACCGGCCGUGAUUGAGAGUCCCAUAGGGGGCGGCGCACAAUUGACCCAGCGUUGUCCGCGUUUGACCCGGGGGGUUAGGCCCCGUCAUUGUAAAUAAGAAUUUGUUCUUAACUGACUUGCCUAGUUACAUCAAAUAAAAUGUAGGGUUAGGGAAUGGGCCGACGAUGCUCACAACCUCUGAAUCCUCUACGUACUGUUUGUACAUAAAUACGACACGCUAACAUAUUAACAAACUUAGUGGUAGAAGUUGUCAAAAUGUGUUGGAAGAACUGCUUCUGCCACCUGCUUUUCUACCCAGUUGAGUUGAGAUUGUUUUGUGUUUUUGUAUUUAAGCAAAAAAAGAGGUGUGGAGGACAUCCUCCGGUCCGGUGGCAUUGUCCUCCCGACAGGUGGGAUCACUCCUACGCUACGCUCGUCCCUCAACCCACAGAGCAGACAGUUGGUCGUAAGACAACAGCCCACUGGUUUUUUGUUUAAACCAGUAAUGUCUACAUCUGGAUUUCAACCUAGCAGUUAUCGUGUGAUUUAAAAAAAUAAAAUAAAAAAUAAAAAAACACACAUCAAUCUCUUUAUAUCAUGACUUUCAUUUGGACAUGUUGGCCUUGGUUUGUGCCUAGGAGGUCUUCAUGUAAACCCUGCCACGUUUAGGGUCCCAAUUGCACAAAUUGUUCCCUCAGUUGCCCCUGAAAUAGCUGUGAGAGGACUUGUAUGUUAGUAUGUCUAUAUGUUGAGGUGGAGAAGAAGGAAGUAUGUGAUUAUGUAUGCAAGUUUAUACAUAUGUUUUUUUUUUAUAUAUUGUUUUAUGAUAGUGUAUUUGGAAGAGAAAAAAAAAGAAACCGUAUGCUCACAAUGUGUAUUUGGAAUGAGGAUAUGAAACUGAAAGGUUAGCAGUGAGAAUGUCAUGUGGUGCAUUCAUCCUAAAUGGCACCCUAUUCCCUAUGUAGUAUACCAGGGUCUCUGGUCAAAAGUAGUGCAAGCUAUAGGGAGUAGGGUGCAACUUGGGAAGAAGUUUUAUGUUUGACCUGGGUAGGAUGAUGAGGUAGUCAAGCACUUGUGUCUCCAGCUAGGCUAUGAGCGUGUUUAACACUUGUGUCUGCAGCUAGGCUAUGAGCGUGUUUAACACUUGUGUCUGCAGCUAGGCUAUGAGCGUGUUUAACACUUGUGUCUCCAGCUAGGCUAUGAGCGUGUUUGACACUUGUGUCUCCAGCUAGGCUAUGAGCGUGUUUGACACUUGUGUCUGCAGCUAGGCUAUGAGCGUGUUUGACACUUGUGUCUCCAGCUAGGCUAUGAGCGUGUUUGACACUUGUGUCUCCAGCUAGGCUAUGAGCGUGUUUGACACUUGUGUCUCCAGCUAGGCUAUGAGCGUGUUUGACACUUGUGUCUGCAGCUAGGCUAUGAGCGUGUUUGACAUCGCAGCCAAAACAUUUUUUUAAAGGCGUGAACGACUAAUCUACAAAUCACCUUGAAUCAUAAUUAACUACUCAAGUGUUAGUUGCAGAUCGGUCAGUCGGUCACAAUUUCCCCAUGAUGCAUCACGGUUUUGAUGCUCUCGACAGGCCUUCUGCAUGCCAACGCUGGUCAAAUAUGUCCCAGUCUGUGCGUCUGCCUCUGCUGCCAUCAAUUUUUGUCAACUGGGAGAUAUAGACGAUGACAUCAUUCUGUGGCUUAAUCUCUGUAGGCUACAUUCAAUCUUGAAUGAUAUGUACAGUAUAUCAUGUUCAUAUACACACUGCACUAACAAAAUAAACUCAUCUUACAAUAU
This is a messenger RNA of Oncorhynchus mykiss (rainbow trout), 5452 nucleotides long. The record is from RefSeq and is a predicted model, not a curated record. NCBI's taxonomy places the organism in Eukaryota, Metazoa, Chordata, Actinopteri, Salmoniformes, Salmonidae.